This is a messenger RNA of Amyelois transitella, 12109 nucleotides long. It is a transcript of the gene Root, whose product is annotated as rootletin. The coding region runs from base 202 to 6006 and encodes 1934 amino acids. The transcript is spliced from 38 exons. The record is from RefSeq and is a predicted model, not a curated record. Lineage: Eukaryota; Metazoa; Arthropoda; Insecta; Lepidoptera; Pyralidae.
AUCUAUAACAAAGAAUGGAUUUUUUACGUAAAAUCAGUUAGUGAAUUAUGAAUCCAGUGUUCUAAGACUGCUGAAUAGUUGCCUUCGAGGGAAGGCUUGACCACACCGCGGAGCGCCCGUGCUCCGGUGGGUAGAAGGCCUACGAGCGCUCUUCCCCAUCAACGUCUGAAGAAGGAGAAGUCCCUGGAGACACCUCCAGAAAUGGACUCACCUGUUGGCAGCGUCAGUAGCGACCUCCGAAGGCAGAAUGAGGAACUGCGCGCGCGCUUGGCAGGCGAGGCAGCCGACCAUAAACGCAGGCUGGAUGCUUACCGCCGCGCGCAGCAAGGGCAAGCUGCUUUGGUGUCUAGGCUUCAAGCAAAGGUGCUUCAAUACAAGCAGCGAUGCUCAGAGCUUGAGUCCCAUAUGCUGGAGACGACCCCCCGGAGCGACGUGUACCGGCCCACGUCUGACAAGACUAGCAUCGCCCUCCCGGCGUCGGCCGCUCUGCCCACCCCUUCCAGCAUCGACUCUCGGAAGGAUGAAAGGAUCAAUGACCUGGAAACUGCGCUCAGGAGACUGGAUGAGGAGAAGCGCAGAUGUGAGAAGCUGGUGGCUCAGAACAACUUGCUCCGUGACCAACUGGAGGAGUCCCAUCAGCUGAACGAAGCCCUCACUGGCGACUUGCAGAAACUGACCAAUGACUGGGAGGCUUUGCGCGACGAGAUGACUAUCAAAGAGGACGAGUGGAAGGAUGAAGAACAGGCCUUCAACGACUACUACUCAAGCGAGCACAAUCGUCUGCUCAGCCUCUGGCGAGAGGUAGUUUCCGUCAAGCGUCAGUACGCAGAGCUACAGUCAUCUACGGAGCGGGACCUGUAUCGAGUGAGGAAUGAGUUUGACUCCUCAGCCCGGGAACUACUGGGCAUGCUCAGCGGGUAUUCUAUAAAUGCUUUUGCUGCUCAGACUAUGAAGGGUGACGCCAUGGGUGCUCCCGGGAUGGCAGGCUUUGGCCAGGGCUCGUCAGGUUUUGGACAGGCGUCAUCUACCUUUGGUCAAGGUGGUCAGGGGUCGACAAACGUCGGUCUUGAAGCGCUACGAGUAGAACUGAGAGACAUGUCCUCUCAAAAGGACACCGCUUUGGCCGAGUUGAGAGAAAGAGACGCACGUAUACAGCGUCUGCUUGGAGAGUUGCAGGGAUUGGAGGAGCGUUGCGAAAUAGCGGAGGCUCAAUGUUCAGACGCGGGAGUGAUGCGCGCCGCCUUGGAAGACGUGGCUCGGGCACUCAUACAGGACUCGGAGUCCGACAUAAUGCCUUCGUCGCAUAUACACCUCGCUGAUAGAUCACCAAAACGCAGUAUCCCGCAAUCAGCAAACGCGACUGCCUUCGCCGAAAGCACGAUAUCCGCAGUGCAGGCCGCCCUGCACAAGUACCAGAUUCAAAUACACGAGCUACAAGUUAAACUCCAAAAUAGUCGGGAACAACUCCAAACGAGCCGCAAGCAAUGCGAGUCCGCUGAGACUACUAUCGGCUCCUUGGAGAGCAAAGUCCAGGAUCUACAAGGGAAACUCGACCAGGCCAAUGCUGAUAUAAACCAGUUGGUCUCCGAGAAGGAGUCUAUGCAGAAGACUUUGGAAACGCUGAGAGGAGAUAAGAAUGGUCUGGAGAGGAAUAGAGUCGAAAUUAAUGCUAUGGUGGAAUCACUAACAUCGGACUACGAGAAAUUGCAGAAGAUAAAUGCACGUCUGGAGAAAACUAUCGAAGCUUUGGAGACUGAGAAGAGAGCCUUGAACUCUGAAGUGGACCACUUACACCGGGAGGGUUCCAACAGGGAAUCUGUUUUGAGAGCCGAAGAAGAGCGUUCAUCUCGUCUUCGUUCAGAACUGGUGUCGGUGCGAGAAGAACUUAACAAGACUGCAUUGUCGAGAGAUCUGUUGGAACAGCAGAAAAUGGAGGCCGACGCUAUUAUAUCGCAGAUGGAGAAACAUAGAAACGAGUUGGAAAUAGAAUUGGAGCGUAUCAUAAUGGAGAGGGGGGAUUUGCAAGAUCUGGUGGAGAAGUUAGAGGCGGCCGUGAGGAACCUCGAGUGUGAGAAGAAAAAGCUCCAGGACGAAGUGAAGCACCUGGAAGAUGAAAAGUCUUCGCUUUCAAACCAGUCUUCAGAACAACAAGGUGACCUCAACUCUCUUCGCAAAGAGUUACUCGCAGCGGAACAGAAUAGAAUGGAACUCGAAGCCGACAAGGCGUCGCUGUACGAGAAGAUCAAGUUCUUGGAGGGAGAAAGGGAGAAGGUGGAGUUGGAAUUGAGACAAGUCAUGAGGGAGCGUGGUGAACUCAGUUCGCAAUUGACAGCUAUGGUCCGCAAGAAAGAUACGCUGAAUGAAGAGAUCAUUCGUCUCCAACAGCGCUUGGAGCAAGCCAACGAGACCAUAGGUCGCAUCAACAGAGCUUUGGAAGACCACGUCAAAGACGGGGAGGAGAAACAGAUCCUCAUCGACAGCCUUGACAAAGACAAGCAACACCUGCAAGAACAGUUGGCUGGUGUUCGUUCAGAGAAGGACGCUUUGGAAGCGGUUCUGUUCGACACAGCCAACAUGUUGGAAGACGCCGACAACAAGAGGAACAAGUUGGAACAGGAGUUGCAGGAGACAUUGGUACAGCAGGAGAACUAUAAGGGUCAAAUUGCUCGCCUUACGAAAGACUUAGAGAACAGUGAGAAGAAACUUCGUGACACCCGUAACAGCAUGUCUCAGGCUUCAGGCAAGAAAGAGGCCGAGUACCAACAGAUUAUAACCAAUCUCAACCGCACUACUACGGAGAACAUCACCAAAUUGAAAGAGGAGAAGGAACAAUUACGUCAAUCCCUCGAGCACAAACUGAACCAAACCAUCGCUGCUCUAACGAGCGAGAAGGAAUCAUCCGAGGCCUGUGCGAGGGAAAGAGAGAAGAAGCUAUUAGCGGCUCGGGACCAGUUGAUAUUGCAACAUGACGAAGCAAUGUUACGAGCGGAGAAUGAUAAACAGCAAGCUUUGAUUAUGGCUCAUCAAGAACAACAAGCGCUUUUAGAACGUUUGGAAGAGGCGAAGCGAGUGUUGGACUGCGAAGCGAACAAAUUGGAGCGGGUGCGUCGCGAUGCGCAGGCGCGGGCCGAGCACGACAGGAAUUACGUUAACCAGUUGAAAGAUGAGCUGGCUGCUAUGAAGACUAGGUUGGAGGAGGCUAAAGCAAUAGCAGAAGACGACUGCGCCCGUUUCGAGAAUCGCAUCAAAGAGCUUCACUUAGAAAAAGAGGCUUGUGUACGCGAGUGUACCGAGACUAGAGCCUUAUUGUCACUCGCUGAGGACAAAUACGACAACGCGUACGGCCAAUUACAGGAGACUACAAGGAAAUUGAAGGAAUUGGAAAACGAAGCAGACAGUCUACGCAAAGAGUUGACCGACGUCCGCCGACAACUGACCAACUGUUGUGCGGAAAGAGACAAGUACAAUAGCAGCUGCAGAGAGUUGAGAGAGCACGUGAAGAGAGCUGAGAGUGAGAGACGAGACGCCGCCAGGGCUAGAGAUGAAGCUUAUCAUAAGAUUGCAGGAUUGGAAGAGAACCGCACAUCCCUCGAGCUGGAGCUGUCCCGGCUACAGAACCUGCUGAAAGAGGCGGAGUCCGGCGGAGAGCACGUGAUGAGGGACUUGCGGGCCACGGAGGCGCAGCUGAAGCGCGAGAGGGCGGCACUGGAGCAGGCGCAGCAUGAUGUCAAGGAGCUGCAGUCCAGACUCCAAAACGAAAGCGAGGAACGCGAACGUUGCGCCAACGACGCGGCCACCGCUCGGAGGCACGGCGCGGAACUCGAGGCGAUGUUGGCGAACGCCCGCGCCGAACUAGCGGCCUCGAGGCAGAGGGGAGCGGAAUUGGAAGAGGCUUGUCGGGCCAGAGAUCAGGAGUUGGUAUUGCGUCUCGAGGAUUGCCGCUCUAAGGAGCGUCGCCUCGAAGAGCUCAAACACAACUUGGAGGUCUGCCUUGCUGAUGCCACGCAGCAGAUACAAGAGUUGAAGGCCCGCCUCGGCGGCAGCGAAGGCCGCUGCCGGGCUCUCGAAGCUUCUCUCACGCAAUGCGAGAGCGGGAAGCGAGAGGCCGAGGCGAAGUUGUCUUCCAUUGCGCACGCGCUGCGCAGGGUGUGCGGCGUGCAGCCCGACGGCUCCGUGCUCAGCGCCGCGCGCCGCCGCCUGGCCAGCCCCGCCAGGAGGUACAGCCCGCACAGAGGUCGCGAUCACUCUGAAGACCGCAACGAAGUCAUCGACGUAGACCCCGAGCUCUUCAAGAAGGGAAUGAGGAAUCUCAUGCAUGACGUCUGUCAAAUCGAGAGGGAAAAAGACGAUUACAAGUCCCAAUUGAACGCUCUGAAGAAACAGCUGAAGGAGGCCACAGAACAACAAGGGAAAGGAGAAGGGAAACUACAAAAUGUGACGAGUAACCUGCGCUCUGUGCAAGAGGAAAGGGCCAGGUUGCAAACCGCUGUGGCACAGAAAGAUGCUCAGAUUAACGCUCUGAACGAAUCUGUGCAGACUAAGACGGUAGAAAUAAGCAACCUUCGCGACAAAAUAACCAGUAUAGAAGCCACGUUGAGUGCCGUCACAGAGGAGAAAGUUCAGAAUGAGAACAAGGCAGAAAAUUUGCGAGUGCAGUUAGCCGAGCGCGUACAAGAAGCGGGUCAGUUGAGGGAAGCGUUGGCUGCGGCUGAAGGUCGCGCCGCCCGUUUGGACGUGCGCCGCGCCCAGCUGGAGGGGGACAUCCAGCGCGCCGCCGUCGCAGCCCGCGACCGGGAUCAGGCUCUUAAGAAACUUCAAGAACGCUGCGAGGCCUACACCCGCACUAUAGCCUCCCUAGAAGACAGGUGUACCUCCCUAAAGGGGACGGUGGAGCAGCUGUCCACCUCCCUGCAAAAGGCCGCCUCGGCCGAGAGCGAGCUGAGAGCGGAGCUGAGCAAGACUCAGCGCAUGCUCAAUGAGGCUAAGAGUAAUGAACAUAACGCUGUGGAUAAGCUGAGGCAGUUGCAGAAGAAUAUUUCGAACUGUGAGAAUGAAAGGCGCGUUCUGAGCGAGAAACUCGAGAGCGCUAAGACGGCGCUCGGUGAGCUGAAGAGACUGAACGCCUCCUUAGAGGACCAAGUGCACAGACUGACUAACCAGCUGGCCAACGUUGAAGUACAGAGAUCCGGUCUAGAAUCCCAACUGCGCAUGACCACGUGGGAUGGCAAGGAGAGCAGCGAUGGAGAGUUAGAAAGAGAACUACAUAUAUUGCAGAGAGAGAGGUCCGAGCUGAAGGCCAAGUGUGACGCGCUCGCAGAGACCGUGCGCAAGUUGGAGGCUGACAGGAGGAUGCCGCCACGGCCUUCAGCUCUUAGAAGCAAGAGUCACGACCGCGCUGAAAAAUCCGUUUACUAUUCAUCAGAUUUGGACUCUGGUCCAGAUUCCACCAAAGAGUCUCACCGCGUGUGCACCUGUUACAAGGACUCUUCUAACCUGAAAGACAAGAGUUUUGCAGACAUCAGCCUCCUUGAGCUGGAGAAUAGGGAGUUAAGAAUGAAGAUCAGGAGGUUGGAGAAAGAGUUGGCUGAUAAGGAAUCAGAGUUAGCCCUAGCGCGUUCCCGCUACAUCAACGACCUAUCGACGUGUUCCCCCAGCCGUCGCAGUGACGUGGACCGCUAUAGGCAGGCCGCGGUGCAAGCUGAACGACUGCUGGAAGCCAGAGAAGCGAGCUAUAGACAACAGAUUCAUAGACUAGAGAACCAGGCGGCUCAGCUCCGCGCCCAGUUGUCCGCCGAGAUCCGCCGCCGGCAAGCGUACGUGUCGCGCAGCGGCCGCGCCGCCCGCGACGUGCAGCGGCUGCGGGCGGCGCUGGGCGACUCGCUGCGGACCGUGGCGCAGGAUCCAGCAUUAGAUUCCUACACUCUAGAACACGAGGCUAGAAAGCUGGACAGCACGCUGGCCCACAGCUUACCUCCGCUGAACGACAGCUACGACUCCUCCAAGUAAAGCUGAACAAAUGCUGUACAAUUACAUUCGUACCUGAUGACUGCUGAAUUUGGUGAAUUUGUAACAUUCUGAGCUGGAGAAGAAUUAUUUAUUUAUUAAGACGAUUACUUAUCACCGAUAGUAGCUACAAUUAAUUUAAAUAUCAGUAUGUCAAUUGAAAUUUAUACAAAUACUAUAAAAAUGCUGCCUUAACAGCAUAAGAUGAAGAAUUCUAUUAAUUUUAGUUCCCGCGGAAAUUUCGAGAAAUCCUAUCUUAGUGCACCCCUAGAUCGUAUUUGGGAAAUUGCUAACAAAAUAAUGUACCAGUGGCUGAUGUUGUCAGUUAGUCAAUCAAUCAGUUUCCACUUUUAAAUAUUUAGAUAGAAAAGAAAUAAUCAUCAGUGUGUAAUGGCAAAGAUUUCUUUAAAAAAAAUCAAUUACGUAGGUAUAUCAUUCAGUUUACAGUAACAACAAAAUGAUUCAAAUAAUUUUUUUUAUCAAGAAGUUUUGAAUUUGAGACCUAAUUUAAACAGGAAAUAUUUUCUUAGUUAUAAUUAAUUUGACGCAUUAUAACAGAUAAUAUUUGACGUUAUUUAUAAAAGAGGUCAUUAUGCUUUUUUGCAUUAUUUACGCCGUUAUAUAUUAUACUUUAUCAUUAACGUUAUAAAUAAUGUAAACAUAAUUUAUAGAGUAAAUUUACGAGCUGCGCGCGAGUUGCUACUACAGGGCGCUUAAGGUCAAUUCAUCCUGGUGUCGGAAGAUAAAUAUGAAAUCAGAUUUCUGUACCUUUUACAGAAUUAAUUUCUGCGAUUCGGUCAAAUUACUUAAUCAUAUUAUACCCUGAUAUUGUUCUUACAGCAAUUUGGAACUGAUUCUUUAUUUUAACUAGAAAUUCUUACUACCUAAAGACAAAAGUACUGGCACAUACAUACAUCCAUCGUACCUACAUAUAAUCACGUCUAUAUCCCUUGCGGGGUAGAUAGAGAUAUAGUCUGAAAGGCUGAUAGGCCACGUUCAGCUUGAUAAUAGAAUUGAGAUUCAAAUACUGACAGGUUGCUAGCCCAUCGCCUAAAAGAAUCCCAAAUUUAUAAGCCUACUUAUAAGCGUACUGAAACCUCUUUAUUUUAUUAGACAUCCCACUAACAUCCCAGUCAUAGUAUCAGUUCUUGUCAUGGUGCUAUAUUUUUUUAUUGUAUGUCAUGUAUAUUGUAUUAUCUUUCAAUAAUGGCUAUAGAAAUUGGAUUUGUAAUACCCACGUGGCAAGAUUUUACACAAAAGUUCGUUUUCAGUUAUCACAGUUAGGUAUCUGUACUUAUUUUUUGUAAGGAUACGUUAUAUUUUUAUUAAGUUUAUGACAUAUGCCAAACAUUCUUUAUAAAACUAUUGCCAUUCCGCGAACUAUAAAAAUGAGAAGUACAUCUGGCUAACGAGCCCUAAAUUUCAUCGCUUCGUAAAAUUCAGCUUUACAACGUAAACAAAUAGUUAAAAACUUUAAUACCCGGUUGUGUGGUUAUGGCCUUAAAAUAGUUUCUCAGUAUGUCCUGCCCUAAAAACAUGCUUUUAGAUUUUAUCGUUGGAAUUGAAAAAGAAACAGUUUUUUUUUUAAUUUAUAUGUAACAAAAGCCUUAAAAAUUGUUUUAAAUCUUAAAAAAUGCAUUUUCUAUUGUCUGUUUUAAAGUUUGGAAUCGAUAAAUUCUCUAACGAUAGAAAAUUAAAAAAUAAAUAAAUAAAAUCAGAAAGUAUCAGUUACUUUUUAACAUGAAAAGAUUUAUAUGCAUAUCACUGACCGGUCUUGGGAAGCUUACCACUGACCGUAUAAAGGCUAUUAUCACACAUGAAUAACUUUCAGAAAAUUAACGCCUAUCCGUGCCUUUUCUUUGAUCGACUCGUUUGACGAACCCAGAUGUGUUUGGGAAAAAUAAUAUUAUAUCGUUUGAUAUAUUUUAUUGCCAAUACCCUUUUUUAUAGUUCAAAAUUAUUGGCGGAUAAGUAAUCGAUAUUUCCAUAAUUGAUCAGACAAAAUAUUGUUAAAAUAUAACAUUUUAAAAGGCCGCCUUUUGUACUGUUUAUCUUUACUCUCACGGGGUAAAUAGAGACGAAUGGCCUAGUAAAAAUAUACGGAUAAAAUGUCGUUAAAUAUUGUAACUGAUAUUGAAACUGUUUCCACGAAUGAGAUACAAAUUAUAUUAUACCUAAUAUAAAAUCCUGUCCAUACAGAUAAGGAUUAUGACAUUGCGGUGAAUCAGGUUGAUAGCCCUGACCGGUUCAUCUAUUUAUGCGACCACCCAGUUUAGUAAUUAUUGUUUCAAAUCGGCCGUGAAUCACUAAUGACUCAUCGCUACGACUUAAGGUCGCCUAGCCGGAAGAAACUCGGAAGUGUUUAUAAAAUCUUUACUGAUUCAUACUUUUACUGUAUAAUGUAAUAAGUUUUAAAUGCAGACUUCUGCGGAUUAAAAACUUUUAAAGAAUUAACUCACUGAGAUUAUAACUUACAAAUUCCAAGUAUAGGUACAUACUUUGUUAUGUAAAGUCCUUUUUUGAAUGAACUGAUGCAUUUUACCGUAGAUAGAUUGGACCUUCGGAGCCGGAUAGACAUUUUUUUUUAAGCAUGUUGCUUAAAAUUUUUUCGCGAAGUAUAUUUCUCUGUUUACAUUGCAAGAUUUUGUAGCCCAUGGAACUCAACGAGUAGGAACCGCGUAAUUAAUUUUCAGUGUAGUUCAAUUAGUAAUGUUAGCGGCCUGAUAAUAGUCCUCCGAAAACACUACAGUACGAACAUUGACCCCUCCUAUUAUGUUCCUAUAUUUCGCCCACCCACAUUGACUAGGAAGCGCCCUAUCUAAAUAAUUGGGCCAUAUCAACGAUCCUUAUAUUUCACACUCUGCUCCGAGGUAAACAUUCACUAGUCAAAGUCCCUGUUUCUGUCUGUUAUGACAAGUUUUAUCAAUGUGCUUGCGAAAUAUAUCUGAAUUAUACAAAAAGCAACUUGGCUUGUAAAAAUAUCCCUCGUUAAAGCGAAAGUAAUUAUAAUUACCAAUAGAAGAAAAAAUAAUAAUUUGAUUUCGAAACAAAUUCAUCUUUGUUCGUUUGUUAGUGGAAUAAGGAAUACGCUUGUUUUAUUUGUAAACCAUAGUGUUCAACUGUCAAACAUUAUUUUCGUAACUCGUGUGUAUAAUUUAGAGCGGUCUCACUAUUUACCUAUUCUAUAGGGAAUUAUUUGCGCGUGACUUUACUCGUUAUUCGCAAUUGCAUGAGCGCAAAAACCCAAUUAAAUUAAUUACUUAAAAGAUGAGUCAAACAUUACCUCAUACUGGCGCACAAUUACAACUAAUACAAUUAUCUCAUAAAUUUACAAUGGUUUAGUUACAAUGUGAGAAAGGUAUACACCAUGGUAGUUAAUACUCAUGUGGUACAAUAUACCUACUUAUAUUCUUACACCAAAAAGAUGCCUUCUCUGAUGUGUAAAAUUGUUUGUGAAAAAGUGUAUCAGUAAUAAAUAAGUAGGUAUACAAGUACUUAUUUACUUCAAACCAAAAUAAAACAAAAGAAUAAAAACAAUCAAUUUUACUUACUAACCUAUCUUUAUUUGGAAGGCUAUACAAGGCGUAGGUUACACCUUCGAUGUGAAUUCAAAUAUAGACGAUUUGUGAAAGUACCUACUUACAUAUAUAAAUAACGCCUCUUUCCCGGAGGAGUAGGCACAGACCACAUCUUUCCACUUGCCAUGAUCCCUUUGCAUUGCUUCAUCUACAUUCAUAACUUUCUGUAACCAUCGUAAUCGAUGCUUUGUAUGGAAUGUCUGGGUGUACCCCUAUUACAAUUAAUUAAUGAUAUUAUUAAGGAGGGAAAGCGUCGGUGGUCGAAUCGAUGACGUGCCCGGUUAAAAUGCGUGAUGCUCAUAAAGGCACAAGUUCGAAUCCCACCUCGGCCAUGUACCAAUAACUGUUUUCGAAGUUAUGUUACAUUAGUUUUAAUACUAACCGAUGCUUUAACGAUAAGGGAAAACAUCGUCAGGGAACCUGCAUAUUCAGGCAACUGGAUGUGUAAUCAUGAUCGAUUUACCUACAAAGGUUGCGGAGGUCAGAUGGGAGCCGCUUCGUGUAAAAACCUAACUCACUCAAUCCAGAAUCCAUAGUCAAAGAAAUACUCCGGGCUUCUCUCCAGAGUGCUGAGGAUGCAACUAAUGAUGAUGGGACUAAAGCCAGGAUGAAGAUUAUUGAGAAGGGAAAGCAACGAUUAUUGAUAAAUAAACCUAUAAUAUUGUUAACUACGUUUUUUUGCGGAAAAUGAUCUUAUCUCGGAAAUAUUAUAGCAAUUAUAUUUACCGCAUUUAAGCUAUAUAUAUAAGCAUUAAAAGUAUUUUAUGAUUCCGUCCUAAUAUUGUGUAAGUAGCACGUAUUAUUCGGUAGUCCAAUCACAAUCUCCGCCUAUGAAAAUAUUUCAGGGUUAGCAUGUAAGUUUUAGUAGGUAUCGUAGAAAAGAAAAAGACAAGAUUUUUGUUGUACCAUGCUAUCACCCACUGCGAUCGUUUCUCGCGCGAUAAAAACUGCAUCGCGCUUGCCAUAAUACGAGAGCAGAUCGUUUACUAUUGUAAUGAGAAGAGUUUUCAUUUAAGUACCUACUCUUUAUUUUAAUUGUAUUUAUGAUGAUACUAUGGAUAAAUAUUAUUUACUAUCUAAAACUAUCUUUUCAUAAAGUGCAUGCUAUAUGAAUCCUUUCGGUAUCUUGAAAGACCCUUCUCAAGUUUUUUUAAAUAAUUUAAAGUUACCUAUGUUAAUACGGAUAUGUAUUAAGUCGUAAAUUUAUAUAAAUUGUCACGUCACAAACAUUGCUCAAUACUUAGCAGAACCAAAGUAUUUGACAUUUUUGUAUAUAAGGAAAAUGAAAAAUAAUAUUAUUUAAUCGUGUAACGUAGGCAUUAUUCAAUUUGGUUUCAUGGAAUUUGUUAUAAAUUUAUUAAAAAUUUUAUGACGAUACUUGCUAUGACGUCAUUCUUCAGUUUUAUUUAUUCACAAAAAUACAACUGAAUGUCUGUUCACAAAGUUGUUCCAGACUUUAUGAUCUGUAAAAUUUACAUGAAUGAGCAGUUUGUAAUCCUAUAAAAAUCGUGUGUAAAAAGUUGCCACUUAGUGCUGACUGUUGUUGAGUUAACAUUGUAAGCAUUUGAAUUUGUAAACAGACGAAGUCCGUUUGUAUGUACCAACAACUUCUAUGUAUAUCCUCUAUACCAUGAAAUGUAAUACUAUAACGUGUGGCAAUGGCAUUAUCGGGUAUUAUCAUGAACACUGCCGAUAAAAUAUUAUUAACUCUUAUCGUUUAUUAUGCAUUUAUGAAUGUGAAAUCCCUUCCCAAGUUCACGACGAAAACAUUUACAUGAAAGUGUUGAUUUUCAGAAAAAAAUAAUUAUAAGAUUUAGAAAAAUUAAAUAGCAUUUAUGUAUUGAUAUCUGAUUAUGUAUAAAAAGUGAUGCGAUUUUUUAACACCUGUGUAAAUUAUAUGAAAUUCAUAAUUUCAAUUUCAAACACAUUUUUAUGUAAAUGAUGUUAGGUAUUGAACAUAACUGUCAUAAUUGUCCAAUGUUUUCUGGACGUACCCCGCUUCGAGUGUAAUGCCACCAAGGACUGGCGACCUCAUUGUAAUAGCUCGAUAAGAGACAGAUAGCAUAGCUCGAUGGAAUAGACAACUUGCUCAUUACACUAUCAAAUUCGGUAUGCGUGCCACUCUAUCACAAUUGUAUGUAGAUUCGUGCACUCUCCCAAGCUUUCUACGAGACUUCUGAAUUUGUUUAAUUAUUGUACUGUGCAAUCUUGCGCACCCAAAGUGAACUUGGUCUAUAGAUGAGACCUUGUUUCACACGUUUGGGUUUAUAAACAGAUGCACAAGUAUAUAAUGCAACCCGACACCCGUUUUGCAUCAUAGAUUAGAUUAAGUUGAUAGAUAUUAAGUUCGUAUGUGUUCAUUUUCACUGGACUGUGUCAAUUCUUAUGUUACUAGAAUAUCGACAUACGCCCGCCACGGCGCACUGCCAGUUUAAUUUUUUUAAACUUUUGUACCUUAAAUUCUAGUCUAUAUAGAUUAAGCUAAACACGUUUUAUGGAACUUUUUACACUGGUCGUAUAAUAAAAUA